GGGGCAAUCAGUGAUCUGUUGAAGCUAAUAGCAGUGAUAGCGCAUCGGUUGCAGCUAUGAUCGUGCCAUCCACCCGCGAAGUUGGUAGCUUUAACCUACAAAAAUGUGCUCGGAAAUAUCUUCAUUUAUAUCGCCACGAUUAUUGCGGUGCGGAACAAACAGUGUCUCUAAAAUUUCUUUUCGUUGCAAGUUGACAUCCAACUAUUCUAAUCCCACAGCGACGGUCAGGUCCAUUUGCACACCUCCAAGGGUUCAGUCAACUUGGAAGUGGAGGUCCUCACCUCGAUGCCUCAUAGAAGAUAACCCUAAGGAUGAGGCGGGAUCUCCGGAUGGGAGACACAGAGGCAGCGACGAAGAUAUCCUAUCCUGCAGGGAUGGAGGUGACCAGGGACUACAUUGCCCCGGCCGAUCGCGACUCCCCUCUGUGGACACACCCUUGCGCAAACCGUGGCUCGAUGAUGGCGUCCCGGCGUCCGCGGUCACCUCCGUCGUCGGCAAAGGCGGCUUCGGCACCGUCGUUAAGGCCCUUUACAAAGGUCAAGAAGUAGCCGUGAAAGUUGUGAGAAAGCACAGGCGAGCAUCGCUCAAGUCUCUGGAUAACGAAGAGAACGCUCUCUCGUUGAAUCACCCAAAUCUAGUCAGUAUUUGUCGGGUGGUGAACGAGGAUCGUCACGAUUUCGGACUAGUGCUCAUGGAAAUAUGCCCCAACUUAACCCUCCAACAAAUCAUUGAUGACCCCUCCUUCACGAUAUGUCCGGAAAUAAGACUCAGAUACUUGAUCGACAUCAGUGAAGCUUUAUCGUAUUGUCACAGGCAAGGGAUUAUCCACUUGGACGUGAAACCUCGUAACGUCCUUGUCCUUUUAAAAUCGAAUCGAUCGAAGUUGUGUGAUUUUGGAAUGUCAAGAAAAAUCGAUUCAAAGUUCGACUCAAACUCGGAAUAUUUCGUGGUGUCUCAAGAUUUAAGACCUCCUCCAAGGAAUACAACCCAGUUCGAUCUUGAGUACUCGAGCAUCUAUCAGAAUUGUUGGUGUGCUCACCCUUCAAAACGGCCGACAAUUAACUAUAUACUUUCAAAAUUGAAUGAAAUUUUUCAACAAUUCGAAUAAUAAAUUAAUACCAUGUGUUUCUGAAGUUUAAAAGUUGAUCGCUUGAAAAUAAUGUUUCUGCGAUUAUAGGGUUUUUGAUUUUUAAUUAGUUAGGAAAUGAAACUGUAUAAUUUGUUCAUAAAAUUUUAUUUAAAAAUAAAAAAAUUGGGUAACUUAA
Messenger RNA from Bemisia tabaci, 1265 nucleotides. RefSeq names its product proto-oncogene serine/threonine-protein kinase mos (gene Mos). Gene Ontology annotation, biological process: protein phosphorylation. Gene Ontology annotation, molecular function: ATP binding; protein serine/threonine kinase activity. NCBI's taxonomy places the organism in Eukaryota, Metazoa, Arthropoda, Insecta, Hemiptera, Aleyrodidae. The record is from RefSeq and is a predicted model, not a curated record.